Messenger RNA from Mycosarcoma maydis (corn smut), 1608 nucleotides. Its product is annotated as beclin 1. Gene Ontology annotation, biological process: late endosome to vacuole transport; autophagosome assembly; autophagy. Gene Ontology annotation, cellular component: phosphatidylinositol 3-kinase complex, class III, type I; phosphatidylinositol 3-kinase complex, class III, type II; phagophore assembly site. The transcript has a single exon. The coding region runs from base 1 to 1608 and encodes 535 amino acids. NCBI's taxonomy places the organism in Eukaryota, Fungi, Basidiomycota, Ustilaginomycetes, Ustilaginales. The record is from RefSeq and is a predicted model, not a curated record.
AUGUCUUGGAGCUGUCAACGCUGCCGGCAGCCGCUGCUGCUGCACCCUUCGGUAUCAUCCGAGAUUGAUCUCAACCAAUCAGCCUACGACCUUGUGCAAGACUCGUUCAUUGCUCCACGACAUGCAUCGUCGCCAUCCACAUCCAAAGCGCUUUUGCCCUCCAAGGAAAGCAGCUCUGAAGCUGCUCCAACUACGGCUUCGAGCUCGAGCUCUGCUGGACUCAGCACAAACGAUCCGAAUUCGCUCAGUGCACGUCUAGCCGCUUCAUCGGCGCUCUUUGAUCUACUAUCGCAUCCACCUCGGACCAAGACGGGUAGGACGUCACCGUCCGCAUCUCGCAGUGGGAAAAAGGCACUCAGACUCCGUACACCAAACAAUAGCUCGACGGUGAUAGACCAUCCGUUAUGUAAAGCAUGCACGGAUACACUGUUGGAGAUCAUGGACACGCAAAUGUCCGAAGUGCGCUCGCAGCGCGAUUCGUAUCUCGCUUUUGAGGCCGAGCUGCGCAAGUACAAGUUGCUACCUCAGAUCCAACGUCGUGUUUCUUCUUCUUCAUCGCCCUCUGUAGCCACUGAGAAAGAUAUGACGCACGAUUUGACGGCGAUACGACAACAGCAACUAGAAGAGUGCAAAUCACUCCAACACGAAAUCGCUCAACUGCUUUCUGACGAAUCCUUCGCCCUAUCCGAGCUCAAAGAAGCCGAAGCAGCCCGACUCUCCAUUGAGGCACAACUGUCCACGAUAGCAGAACAAGAGGCUGCCUUGCAACAGGAGGAAGAGCGCUUCUGGUCACAAUACUCUCAACACUCGUUAACCCUGUCCAGAUUGGAGGAGGACAAAGCGUCUUUAGCUAUGGCUGUAGCGCACGACAGGGAGCUGCUAUUACGCUUGCAAUCGACAAACGUCUACACAGAUGCGUUUUGCAUCGGCCACUCGGGUGGUAUCGCUACUAUCAAUGGGUUGCGACUCGGCAGGCUGCCGGGCCAGUCGGUUGAAUGGAACGAGAUCAACGCGGCUUGGGGUCAAACGGCGCUGUUGUUGGACGUGGUAGCAAGAAAGUUGGGCGUAGCGUUUAGAGGGUAUAGGUUGAUACCCAAGGGGUCUUUCAGCGUUGUGUAUCGGUACGAAGAUGCUCGAUCUCAACACUAUUCGAGCGCUUCGUCGACGUCGACUUUGUUUGCAGCAUCGAACGACGCUACUGAAACAGAAGGCGAGGAAACGGCCGGGGAAAAGACAGUAUACGAGCUCUACGGAUCCUCGGAUUGGCAGAUCGGGCGUCUGUUGCAAAGUCGGCGGUUCGAUCAUGCACAAACUGGAUUUUUGGCCUGUCUCAAGCAAGUCGUCGAGUUUGCAGCGAGUGCGGAUCCAACGUUCCAGGCACCACACGCGAUCAACAAGGAUAAAAUUGGAGAGGCGAGCAUCAGGUUGCAAUUCGGAAGCGACGAGACGUGGACCAGGGCACUAAGGCAUGUCUUGGUCAAUUGUAAUCGGGUGCUCAUGUGGGUGAGUGAGAGAGAGAAGCGCCAAGUGCAACAGGCGGAUGGUCGAAGGGCCAUGAGCAAUGGUCAGGAGGCCGAUACGAGGCUUGGCCAAGAUAUCACCGCUUAG